CUCCUGUCUACAUUUUCCUAACAUCGUGAAAAAACGGCGCGCCAUUUCACCAUCCCGACUCGCUUUGUUUUCGCAGACUUGACAAAAUUUUCCAGUGUUUAUUUGUUCUAAGCACAGUCUGGGCAGCCCCCAACGUCCACAACAGGCUGCGCCGCCCCAGAUUGCACAACGUGGUAAAAUAAAAGAAUUGGUCAUUUUGAUCGUUGACACUCGGACGAAGGACAAAGGAGGGGAUCUAUUAAGUAUAUGUGUGUUAUCUGAACAGCGGCAUUGAGCAACAUGUUUGGUGGCGCAAAACCCAGCUUCGGAACCACUCCGGCGGCCACCAGUUUUGGCGGUUUUAGUGGCACCACGACAACGACUCCGUUUGGGCAGUCGACUUUUGGGAAACCGGCUGCUCCGGCCUUUGGAAACACCUCCACUUUUGCCGCCCAGCCUGCCCAACAAUCGUUAUUUGGUGCAACAGCUACGCCUGCUCAGCCUGCCGGAGGAUUAUUCGGUGCGAACACGUCUACCGGCUUCGGUAGCACGGCCGCAGCUCAGCCCACAGCAUUUGGAGCCUUUUCUCAACCGCAGCAAACUUCGAAUAUAUUUGGAUCCACCCAGACGGCUUCUAACACUUCCCUCUUUGGUCAAUCGACACUUCCCGCCUUUGGAGCCGCUAAGCCAGCGAUGACGGCCUUUGGACAGACGGCUGCUGCUCAGCCCACUGGCUCUUUAUUCGGUCAACCGGCUGCCGCUACCAGCACCACGGGAUUUGGGUCCUUUGGAACCGCGGCGCCGACAACCACGAGUGUUUUUGGAAGCGGCACCGCCUCGGCUUUUGCUCAACCACAGACUGCCGCAGUGGGGGCAACUGGAGUUAAUACGGGCACCGCUGUGGUUAAGUACCAACCGACACUCGGCACCGAUACUCUGAUGAAGAGUGGCCAGCCCAAUAGUGUGAACACAAAGCAGCACUGCAUCACGGCCAUGAAGGAGUAUGAGAGCAAAUCCUUGGAGGAGUUGCGCCUGGAAGACUAUAUGUGCGGGCGCAAGGGUCCACAGGCAGGUAGUGCUCCAGGUGCCUUUGGAUUCGGAACUCAGGUGGCCCAGCCUGCCCAGCCAGCAGCUGGUGGAUUAUUUGGCAACACAGCGCAACCAAGUACGGGUUUGUUUGGACAAACAGUGACCGAGAAUAAGAGCAUGUUUGGUACCACCACCUUUGGACAACAACCGGCAACCAACAGCGCGUUUGGGGCUCCGGCCCAACAAAACAACUUCCUACAGAAACCUUUUGGUGCCGCGACCACCACGCCAUUUGCCGCUCCGGCUGCUGAUGCCUCAAAUCCGUUUGGAGCCAAGCCCGCCUUUGGUCAGGGAGGAAGCUUGUUUGGACAGGCCCCUGCGACCAGUGCAGCUCCUGCUUUCGGACAGACCAAUACCGGAUUUGGCGGCUUUGGCACCACCGCCGGUGCAACGCAGCAGACUUCACUAUUCGGAGCUCCACCCGCCACCGAUCCAAAUAAAUCCGCCUUUGGGCUAGGCACCGCUGCUCCAGCAGCCACAUCAGGUUUUGGAUUUGGAGCUCCGGCCACAAGUACAGCAGGUGGAGGACUCUUUGGGAGCAAGCCAGCUACCAGCUUCGCGGCCCCCGCUUUUGGAGCCACCUCCACGGCCAGCACUCCGUUUUCCAGUUUUGGUUUAAAUACCAGCACAGCAACAACUGGAGGAGGUCUUUUCAACUCGGGAUUGAACAAGCCAGCAACAUCCGGAUUCGGAGGAUUUGGAGCUACGAGCGCAGCACCACUUAAUUUCAAUGCAGGCAACACGGGCGGAUCGCUUUUUGGGAAUACUGCCAAGCCAGCAGGAGGACUUUUCGGAGGAGGAACUACAACCUUGGGUGGCACAGGAGCUGCACCAACGGGUGGACUAUUUGGAGGCGGUACUAGUAAUUUCGGAGGAGUUGGAGGAUCCCUUGGCGGCGGCUUUGGAAUGGGUACUAAUAACACAUUAACUGGAGGUCUAAUGGGUGCUCAGCCAACAAUAGGUAUAAUGACGCCCUCGCAUCAGCCCAUACAUCAACAGAUCUUGGCCAGGGUUACUUCGCCGUAUGGAGAUUCUCCCAUUUUCAAGGAUCUGAAGCACAGCGACGAGUCAGAUGCAACCAGGGCCACAAAUCCAGCUGCCCAGCAGGCUGUACUAGACAUGACCAACAACCAGUACAAGAUUGCCACUAAAGACAGUCCGGCUCCAGUGAAGGUGAAGGCCCUGGGCAGUACUUUAAAUAGAAAAUCGCUCUUUGAUGGCCUCGAGGAGUUCGAUGCUACUGUGGAGGGCUUCAAUCUCAAGCCCAAUGCCAAGCGUUUGGUUAUCAAACCCAAAAAUAAGAACGUAGAAAGCGGGAAUCCCUCCAGCUCGAUUGGAAGUGGCCCUAACACACCGCAGUCUCGCUCCAAAGUGGGUACUCCUGGCAAGGAACGAGAAUCUUUUACCGGAGUUAUUCCUAGUGAACCACUAGCACCAGCAGGAAACUCGCCUGGAGCAGUAAAUGGGAGGGAUAGCCAGGAUAUCAGUCGCCGUGAGUCAUGGUUGCAUCCAAACAAUCUGGAAAAGGUGCGCCAGCAUAAUAUUCAGACCGGAUUGGAUCAGGGAUCGCCACAUAAUAGCACUCUUAAUGAGUUGGUGCCACGCAAGCCUCUGGAUACAUACCGCCCAUCAUCCACCGUUCGCCUCUCUGUGUCCACCAUCCCGGAAAACCCGUUCGAGGAUCAAGCUAGCGUCAUUGCACGACGGGAAACAUUCACUUCGGAGCAGGCCAAUGAGAGCGUUCUCUCCAGCAGGUCUCAUGAGGCGGACGAUUCUACAGCGAGCCGAUCUCGACUUGCCAUUGAGGCAGCUGCUGCAGAGGGCGCAGACUACGAGGCCCAUCCCACAGGCAUUGUUCUGCGACGUGUGGGCUACUACACAAUUCCAUCGCUGGACGACCUUCGCUCCUAUCUGGCAGAGGACGGAUCCUGUGUGGUGCCAAACUUCACGGUGGGUCGAGAAGGUUACGGCAAUGUUUUCUUCGGCAAGGAGAUGGAUGUGGCUGGCUUAAACAUCGAUGAGAUUGUCCACUUCCGCAAUAAGGAGAUCAUAAUUUAUCCCGACGACGAAAACAAGCCACCUAUUGGUCACGGCUUGAACCGAGACGCACAAGUCACUUUGGACCAAGUGUGGCCCUUAGAUAAGACUAAGCAUGAGGCUAUAAAAGAGCCACAACGCUUGCUCGAGAUGGACUGGGAGGGCAAGUUGCGGCGGGUGUGCGAUAAGAACGAUACGCGCUUUAUCGAAUACCGUCCGGAAACCGGCAGUUGGGUCUUCCGUGUCAAGCACUUCUCCAAGUAUGGCCUGGGUGAAAGCGAUGAGGAGGACGAGGUGCCCACCGAUCCGAAAAAGGCUAAAAUGACAGCGCUUGAGGCCCAACAGCGGGCGACCGCAGAAAAGAUGACACUUAACUCAUUGCGCCAGGCGCAGAAAAUUUCGGAGGAUUCAGCCCGUAAUUUGAAUCCAAAGGUUUUGUUUGCUGGAGUAGCCAGCGGAUUCCGUCCAAUGGAUGACUCCGCCGAGUUCCUGCUAAUGGAUAAAACACAAUUUUUUCAAGCCGGCGGCAACUCAGAUUUCUCUAUGUUUGAUGCACCGCGUCACCGACCAGUUGUUACCAGCCCCACGGCUGCUCUGGCCCAGGAUAUGGUCGGCAACGAGCCGCACAAAAUGCAAUUGAUGAAGUCAUCUUUUUUCAUAGAGGACAAUGCCACCGAGGAUGAACCCAUGGAGCCUGCUGGACGACUUCGUCAUCGCAAGUUUUUCAAUGCCGAACCUAAUGCCUGGAAAGAUGGGGCCUCUGAAAGCUCGAGUCAAUACGAUUUUGGGCACCCAUCACCGGCUCUGCCGGUCUCAUCGUCUGUCUCUGAGGCCAGCUUGAUGUGUGAUGCACAUUACGAAGAGACUUCUUCAAUGGGAACUGGGAGCAUUGUGACAGCUGUAAAGGAAAAAAAAACUGAAUCGACGAAAGCCUUUAAGUUUGUGUGCAAACCAAAAGUGGCACCUGUUAAGGUACAUGCCACUACCGUUCCCUUGCCUCGAUCCAUUGCACAUAAAAUGCGCGAUAUGUGGAUUGCCGAUCUGGGAUUCUACAAGGGACGUAGCUUCAAGCUUAGUUUCGGCCCACAAAACUCGUUGGUGAUUCCCAGCACGUUCAACAAUAUGCGCAGCCUUAAAGAAUUUACUGGACCAUUCCUGCCCGCCUCCAUGGUUUUCGCUCCCCGCUUAGCCACCGAUAUGUCACCCAAUGUAAUGCAGCUGGUGAAAUUUAACAUGGUCAAAGGAAAUGAGGGUAUCCGAGAGAGCAUUAUUCCUCAUCUAGAGGUUCAGCUAAGCAAUUGCGUGUCUGUAAAAGAAGACAAUGAGUGCCCGUGGUUGCGUUCCGACAGCGGAACAAAAUUAGUUUCCAAGCACUUCUCCGAGGCGCUUAAGCAGAGAAACGCUGGGCUAAAGGAGGACUACGCUGUGUCUGUGUGGUCGCUUCUCUUUGCGCUCUGGGGUGAUCAUGAUGAGUUGGUAGACCUGGAAAAGAACUCUCACUAUAUGGUCAUGUGCCGACGCAAUCUACUUUCCGAAUGGCUUGAAAAUACACUGAUGGGCAAGGAUCUGCUCUCGAAGAAGGUUAGCACCCAAAGCUACCUAAAUCAUAUGUUGGAAUUGCUAAGCUGCCACCGAGUAAAUGAGGCUUGUGAGUUAGCUUUGAGCUAUGAUGACGCCAACCUAGCUCUCGUGCUGGCCCAACUUAGUUCCGGUGCUGUCUUCCGGUUGCUGAUGGAGGAGCAGCUGUAUGCCUGGCAGCAAAGUAAGUCGGAUAAAUACAUUGACCUGGAGCGUCUUAAGAUGUACAUGCUUGCUGCCGGAGUUCCGAUGAUGCGGUCAUCUCAUGGAGCCAUCAAUUUGCUGGAGGACCACAACUGGCUGACAGUUCUGGCCUUGCAACUGUGGUACUUUACAGCCCCCACCUCGACUAUUACGGACGCCCUCAAUGCUUAUAACAGCGCCUUCCAAGCGGAGGAGUUAUAUGCCGAGCCACCGAGCCCCAGCUACAAGGACGCACCCACUGAUACUAAGAAACCAAUCUAUGACCUGCGCUACCACGUGCUGCAGCUGUACUCCAAGCGAAUGCAUUCCCUGGAAGAAACCCUCAAUCCGAUUACACACACCGCCGAUCCCAUGGACUUUCGUUUAAGUUGGCUGCUUUUACAAACUCUGCGAGCUCUCGGUUACCACCAUUGUUCUCCUUUGGUGGAGGCUCGCAUCUCAGUGGAUUUCGCUAGCCAACUGGAGAAUGAAGGCCUCUGGCACUGGAGCAUAUUUGUUCUGCUGCACAUUAAGCGAAGGCCUCACAGAGAACGAGCAGUUCAGCAAAUGCUCCAGCGAAACGUCAGCGUGUCCGCUAAGGUGCCUCUAAAUGCCGAAGAGCGCUUUGUCGUCGAAGAGUUGGGAGUUCCGAUGUCGUGGGUGGACUAUGCGAAGGCCGUCAAGGCAGGAUCGUCAGGAAAGCAUCAUCUUCAAGCGAAGUAUCUGCUAAAGGCUAAACAAUUUGCACUAGCGCACGAUGUAAUUUUCCAACACAUUGCUCCCGAUGCCAUUAUAAACGGAAAAAUGGAAUACCUCCACAGUUUGCUAAUUCAGUUUGAAGACCCAGAAGGGAGCAGCAUCCGAGUGCCCAACUGGGCCAACCAGGGUCAGAUAUUUUUGGAUUAUAUCGAUAUCAGUACCAAGUUUAAGCAGAUCCGUAAUGUGACCAACAUUGCGGACCUCAAUGCGCGCUGGGAGACUCUUAAGCCACAGCUCAGUGAACCAUGUUCGCGAAUCAGUCUGCUGCCGUGUCCCACAUCCAAACACCGGCUCUGCCAAAGUGAGAUCGCGCAGAGCCUCAGCUGUCUUGUGCACGGGAUGUGCAUUGUCUGCCCUGAGAUGGAGCCAUCCUCUGUGCUUAAAGUCGCUCUAGAACGACUGCCGCUACCGCAGGAAUUUUCCUCUAAGGAGCUGCGCAUCUGGCUGGAGGAGCUUAUGGAAAAGAUGGAGAACGAUAAACCAUUUAACGAGCAGCCACAGCCCACCAUGAUGGAGACAUAGGCACAGUAGACUACAAAGUUUGAAGAUACAAUGUUUAGUUUAGGUUCGAAUUAACUUAGGUAUUAUCAAUUGAUUAGCAUCUCCCUCGCAAACGAAAGAAAGCCAGAUGUAGGAUAGAUUCGAGAACGGCAUCAUACAUUCAUGAUUGCUUCAUAGUUAAAAACGUUUUGUCAGGAAAGACCAGAAAAAUUAUAGUUUUUUGUUGAUAUGUUUAAUUAAUUUCAUUUUGAUUGCUCGAGUUUUAUAAAUUUAGUGUUACUAAAAAGUAAAUAAACUGUGUUUUUAACAACGAU
Messenger RNA from Drosophila eugracilis, 6440 nucleotides. RefSeq names its product nuclear pore complex protein Nup98-Nup96 (gene Nup98-96). Gene Ontology annotation, biological process: protein import into nucleus; RNA export from nucleus; post-transcriptional tethering of RNA polymerase II gene DNA at nuclear periphery. Gene Ontology annotation, molecular function: structural constituent of nuclear pore. The record is from RefSeq and is a predicted model, not a curated record. NCBI's taxonomy places the organism in Eukaryota, Metazoa, Arthropoda, Insecta, Diptera, Drosophilidae. Gene Ontology annotation, cellular component: nuclear pore cytoplasmic filaments; nuclear pore. The coding region runs from base 280 to 6147 and encodes 1955 amino acids. The transcript is spliced from 9 exons.